Oncorhynchus mykiss (rainbow trout) is the source of this 3633-nucleotide messenger RNA. Lineage: Eukaryota; Metazoa; Chordata; Actinopteri; Salmoniformes; Salmonidae. The record is from RefSeq and is a predicted model, not a curated record.
AAGGCGACAAGACAGCAACGAACUCUGCAGAGGCUAUGUGCUGCUGCUACGCUGAUCAACUCAGCACACGACAAAAACCUCUGAUGCGUUUAGCUCCGGGCUCUCCGCUCCGGUCUGUAGGUCAAACCACGUCGAGCCCGGUGGAAUAAACAUGUUCAACAAAACAGGACCCGGACUUAGCUCGAGAGGAGUACUGUGGGGUUUGUGUAUACUCCUCCUUUACACCAGCCCCCUCUGCUGUUUUGCUAAUUUCAGCCAAGCGAAAGAGCUGGUCUAUAAGAUAAAAGAAGGAUUACCGUCAGGGACACUCAUCGGAUCCGUGGGCUCCGACUUACACUUGGAUUUAUCCCUCGAUCCCCAUGUUUUAUUCAAUCUGCCCCAGAAGAAGCCCAGUGAUCAGUAUGUCACUCUGAACAGCACUACGGGACAGCUGUUUACGUCUGGGAAUGAGAUCGACAGGGAGACGCUCUGCCCCGACUCCUCGGAGUACAAGCAGGGCUGCGUCCUCUCCCUGGAUGUGUUCGUUCUACCCCAGCAGUAUUUCCAGCUGGUUAAGGUCAAAAUCUUGGUCGAGGACGUUAACGAUAAUCGUCCGCGCUUCCCGACGGGCGAGAUUAGGGUUUCGGUCCCGGAGAACACCCAGGUCAACGCGAGGUUCGCGGUGGAGCAGUCAGCGACGGACCCCGAUCUGGGGUUUCACGGGGUCCAGACUUACUGGCUGGUCAACGACUUUGGGGUGUUCACUCUGGACGUAGAGGAGAACGAGGGGGGUGAGCUGACACCCUUCCUCAUCGUGACCGACGAGCUGGACCGGGAACGACAGGAGGAAUACGUAACGGAUAUUAUAGCAGAGGACGGUGGGUUACCACCUCUCCUUGGCACCGCCACGUUGAGGAUUAUAAUCACUGAUGUCAACGAUAACUGUCCUCAGUUCACAGAGUCACAGGUCAACGUGACGCUCUACGGGAAUACGACUAAAGGAGAGCACCUGUCCAGGUUACACGCCUUCGACCCCGACCAGGGCGCCAACGCCGUGAUCAGCUAUGCGUACAGCGACCGCGUUCCCCGGGAGGCUAGAGCCCUGUUCCAUCUGGACCGGAUUACCGGGGUGAUCAAACUGGCCGGUCAGAUCAACACCGCAACCGGGAAGUUCUACAAACUCACUGUCCUCGCCAACGGGCCCGGUUGCGUCCCUGCCGUCGCCACGAUGACGGUGCACGUGAUCCGGGUAGCUUCCGGUCCGCCUGUUAUUACGCCGCGCUACAUCGCGGCGGAGAAAGACGGCGUGGUCACGAUGAAGGAGUCCGAACCGCCGUUUUCCCCAAUCGCGUUUUUCACCGUGUCGAACACGGACCAGAGAGGACAAGGGACGGAAUGUCUACUUGAAGGAUCCGGCCCGUUCCGACUGACACCUUACAAACGGUUGAAGAACGAGUAUCUGUUAGAGACGACGGCGCCGCUGGACCACGAGCGGAGGCAGGACUACGAGCUGACCGUAGUGCUCAGGAACCCCAGAGGUCUCGCCAUUAAGACCUUCGUUAAGAUCCUGGUUCUGGAUGAGAACGACAACGCGCCGGUCUUCAAACAGUCUCUGUAUGAGGUCUCCGUGGAGGAGAAUAACCCUCCCAACAGCUUCCUGACCCAGCUCCAGGCCACAGACCAGGACAGUGAGGCCAGAGGAGAGGUCAUCUACACGCUGGGGUCAGACGCUCCCUCCAUUUUCCUCCUGGAGAGGCUGACCGGCGUGCUGACCGUGUCCACGUCUCUGGACCGAGAAGAGAAGCAGACCUACAGGUUCAUGGUUCGGGCGGUGGACCGAGGGACCCCCAGGAGAGAGUCUAUAGCUACAGUGGUCAUCACUGUGCUGGACCGCAAUGACAACAGCCCGCGCUUCAUCAAUAAAGACUUCACGUUCUUUGUGCCGGAGAAUUUCCCGGGUUUUGGCGAGAUCGGCGUCCUCUCGGUAACAGACGCGGACGCAGGCGAGAACGGCUGGGUGGCCCUCUCCAUCGUCAACGGCAGCGACAUCUUCGUGAUCGACGCGGGGCGUGGCGCUCUCAGGGCCCGUACCCCUCUGGACCGGGAGCAACAGGGGACGUACUACCUCUGGAUCGAGGCAGUCGACGGAGGGGAACCCUCUCUCUCCUGCCUCACCGUGGUUACCGUCCUCCUCCUUGACGUAAACGACAACCCUCCCGUCGUCUUGUUCCCCCAGUCUAACCAGUCCUACAUGCUGGUGUUGCCUAGCACCCUACCAGGGACCUCCAUCACAGAGGUUUACGCCGUGGAUAAAGACACGGGAAUGAACGCCGUUAUCGCCUACAGCAUCAUCAAGAGGAAGGGUGGCGAGCCGGGGUCGUUUGAUAUCGACCCGGAGACAGGGAACAUCACGUUGAAGAGAGAACUGAGUGACCGCGGUCUCUACAGUCUACUGGUUAAAGUCUCGGACCACGGUCAACCCGAACCUCUCCACUCCACGGUCCUGGUCAACCUUUUCGUCAACGAGACGGUCUCAAACGAGAGCUACAUCCAGAGUCUUCUCACCGGGGAGGAGGCUGAGAUCCAGAUGGAGGAGAAGCAGUGGUACGUGGGUAAACUGACAGAGAGGCCCGGCAGGGCGGACCUGUUCCCCUGUCAGCCUCUACUCAUAGCUCUGUCAGUGACCUGUCUGGGACUAUUCUGCAUCGUCGUCACGUUGACUGCUUAUAUAUGCUGCAGGAAACUGAAGAAAUGGAGGAAACGUCAAAUGAAAAGACUAGAGGUUGAAAUGCCUUUGAAGACGAACGGUGACGUGCGCGACGCAGAUAGAAAGCGGACGGAAAUCUCAAACAUUUGACGACGUUGACAUCGCAAAGACUUUGAGGCAAAGACUCCAACGUACAAAACUGUUACAUUGUAACUGUUUAUAAACAAUGUGAAUUGUGAAGUGUAGAUCUUCAUCCUCAAAAAGGCAAAAGGCCUGGAUCCCAAAUUGCACCCCCCUUUUGCCUAUUUAGUGCACUAUUUUUAAAUCAAGGGCCCAUGGUGGUGCACUAUAUAGGAAUUAGGGUGCCGUUUGUGACAUGUCCUCGUUUUAAAAACGUAUUAAAAGACCCAAUGUGAUGUAUAUAUUGUAGAUAAUAAGAAAUGUUUUAUAACUUUAUAACAAAAUCUUUAAAUAGACAAGAUAAUUAUUAUUGUAUUUCUUUUUCAAGAAAGCCCUAAGAAAUUACUCCUUAAAACUUACAAAUUUUAAAAAAUGGGAGAGAUUCUAUUUUUUUUUUUUUUUCACAAGGAUGUCAGGAUCGUUGGAAAGGGAUGAGGAUCAUUUGGUGUGUAUAACAAUAUUGAUUGAUUGAUUGAUUGAUAUAACAAUGGUUUUUUUCAUACCCCUUUCGAUUGCAUUGGAAUAGCUGACCCCAGAGCGCGGUGCAGAAGUCAAUUAAAAUCUGUAAUUUUCUUCAAAUCUACUGGAUUUUGUGUGAGAUUAAAAUUUGUAUUUUGUUGUUAUACAGUUUCAAGAGGAGGCUUCUUGCCUGGCCACCAAACAAACCCUCUACCUGCCUCCUUAAGUGUGUCCCAAAUAGGGCUCUGGUCUAAAGUAGUGCACUAUAUAUAGGGAAUAGGGUUCUAUAGGGCUCUGGAGUGCACUAU